Molecule: messenger RNA, 3699 nt
Organism: Poecilia reticulata (guppy)
Lineage: Eukaryota; Metazoa; Chordata; Actinopteri; Cyprinodontiformes; Poeciliidae
Source: RefSeq, a predicted model, not a curated record
AAUAUUAUUGUGUCGAUAUCAAGGAUUAGCAUUUUUAAAUAAGUGAUGACAAAGAAAUAGAUUUCAUUUGUCAUUCUCUAACUUCCUGUUCAGAUGUAGGAAUCUCUGGGUCUCUAAAAGUCAAAAAUGAUGACAACGCCAUUAUAAACUCAAAAGUUUUGUAAUUAUAGUUCACAAACUGCAGCUGUCACACUGACUGCAUUUUAUAUUUAUACUCUUUCAUUCUUUCGCUCUGAGUAAAAAUGGAUCUGAGUAAAAAAGAAAUAAGGUUGGGAUGACAUCUACUUUGGCUAAAAGCUGCAGUAGGUAACUUUUAUAAAGAAUAUAUUAUUUUCAUAUUUGUUAAUACCAUCACCAUGUCGUGACAGUAUGUUAUGAUAAUAUGUGGAAAAGAUAAUAUGUGGAAAAGACCAAUUCCCUUCACCUCCUCCGCUCCCGACAACAAACAACCAAUCAGAGCAAGGUGGAGGGUCUUAGCACUGUCAAUCAAUGCUGCUAAAUAUGCUAAUGGUGAGCAAUAACUUACCGUGCACCGUCAUCUUUGGCCAUGCUAUCUAGCCUUAGCAUUCGAAGAGGGAUGAGGAGCUCCACAUUUUAUUGUGAUUGACAGUGCCAAGUCCCGCCUCCUGGCUGUGAUUGGUUGUUUCCAGUUACCACUGGGAGCACUUUGAAAAGUCAGAGGCACUCGAUCUUUUCCCAGAUUAUCUGUUUCAUUCCACACUGUCACAAAAUACUGACAGUUUCAACGAAUAUGUGUAUUUUUUUAAUAUAAAAGUUACAUACUGCAGCUUUAAUGCACAGACAGCUUGAUAAAUAGACUUUUCUCAUCCUACAUUUGUUUUGACAAGUUUCUCUGCUUUAGAAAAUACUUCAAAAAAGUUAAAUUCUGCAUAAAGACUAUUUAAAAAUAAUUUACAUAAGUAGGAAGACAUCAUGUUUUACAGGAAUAAUGUCUUCCGAACUGCCAUCUGUGUGUAAUUAACAUAAAUGUGUGUUUCACUUAGUGAUAAAGUUCCUGAAAUAAAUAGACUUUUAUUGAAUGCAUUAAGGGAAAGAUGGACUGUCCUUUGUGUGUGCGUGUGUGUGUGUGUGUGUGUGUGUGUUUUCCAGGCUUAUGUGUGGAAAUGUGAGAAGGUCAGACCAUAGGAGAGGUCUUUUCAUGUCUGUCCGUAUAUGAGCGCAGCGCAGAGCCGUAAUCAUUGUGCUGCUCUGCUCCGGACCGUCUCACUCUAAUACAGCUUAAGGUCAUUGCAGUGUGUGCUGGUCCAGUUCUGAUCGUCACCUGACUUUAAUCUAACUGCUCCCAAAGACUGUAACCAUGAGUGUUUCACACGAGACCUGCCUGCUGGACCAGGUGUUGGAGCUUAUUAUGAAUGAGAAGCCACCCAACAGUGCAAGCCUUUUUCUAAACGAGGACACAGAAAGACCAACGUUGCCGGACAAAGUUGACCUCAGGAGGCGUUUUCGCAGAGCCAUGGAGAAGAGAGCAGGCAGCAUGAGGCAGAGGAUCGGCUCCAUCAGCAAGAAAAGCCUCAAAGGUUUCUUCAGGAGGAACCUGUUCGUUUUGUUCACAGUGGCUUCUGUGGUUCUGGGUGUAAUCCUAGGCUUUGCUCUACGACCCCAUAACCUGUCCAUGAGGGAGAUAAAAUACUUUUCCUUUCCUGGGGAGCUCCUGAUGAGGAUGCUGAAGAUGCUAGUGCUGCCGCUGAUUGUCUCCAGUCUGGUCACAGGUAUCUCCUCGUUGGACAGGAGAGCAUCGGGAAAGAUGGGUUUGCGCGCAGUGGUCUACUACAUGGUGACCACACUGAUCGCAGUGUUUAUCGGCAUCGUGAUUGUCAUGAUCAUCCGUCCUGGGAAAGGCAGCAGGGACAGUCCUGCGGUGAAAAGCGGAAACAUUGAAUCCAUUCAGGCUACUGAUGCUUUUCUGGACCUCAUCAGGAACAUGUUUCCCCCCAACCUGGUGGAAGCGUGCUUCAUUCAGCAUAAAACUGUGUACAAGAAGACUGUUUCCACAAGAAACGUGACAGUGACUCUCAACCUCACCGACUUGCUUAACAUAACAGACUCUCCUCUGAAUGAAAACCUCACAAGGGUGCAACGCACCAUACAGGAGACAGUGGAGGAAACGGUUCCUGUGUCUGGUUCCUCGGCCGGCGUGAACGCUCUGGGUCUGGUCGUCUUCUCCAUGUGCUUCGGUCUGGUCAUUGGCAACAUGAAAGAGCAGGGGCACGCUCUUAAAGAGUUCUUUGACUGCUUAAACGAGGCCAUAAUGAGGCUGGUAGCCGUCAUCAUUUGGUACGCUCCAGUUGGAAUCCUGUUUCUGAUUGCUGGGAAAAUAGUGGAGAUGAAGGAUCUGGCAGAAGUGGGUGGUCAGUUGGGGAUGUACACAGUGUCUGUCAUUGUGGGUCUUCUAAUCCAUGGACUCUUCGUCCUACCGCUGCUCUACUUUCUGGUUACCAGAAGGAAUCCCUAUAGUUUCAUCGGUGGCCUGCUGCAGGCCCUUAUCACCGCUUUAGGGACAUCGUCUAGUUCUGCUACUCUGCCCAUCACUUUCCGAUGUCUUGAAGAAAACAACCACGUCGAUAAACGAGUGACUCGCUUCGUCCUUCCCGUGGGUGCCACCAUCAACAUGGAUGGCACCGCGCUCUAUGAGGCUGUGGCGGCCAUCUUUAUCGCUCAAGUCAACGACAUGGACCUAAACUUUGGGCAGAUUCUCACCAUCAGUAUCACAGCAACGGCUGCCAGCAUCGGAGCAGCAGGCAUCCCUCAGGCUGGCCUGGUGACCAUGGUGAUCGUAUUGACAUCGGUGGGACUGCCCACAGAGGACAUUACACUGAUCAUCGCCGUGGAUUGGUUCUUGGAUCGUUUGCGCACCACCACCAACGUGCUGGGCGACUCGCUCGGUGCCGGCAUCGUGGAAUAUCUUUCUCGUGAAGAACUGCAGAAUCAAGAUGCUGACUUGCGAAACUCUGUGAUAGAGGAGAAUGAGAAGCCAUACCAGCUCAUCUGCCAGGAUAAUGACACACUGAACCACCUCAACAACGAGACCACGAUGUGAGGAAAUUUGUUUUCACCUGAAAGGACUUAACAAAUCAAUAACAUUUCAGCAAGAAAGUGAGAAUCGUUGAGAUAGAGGACUUUCUUGAACACCUUAAAUUGGAAUUGGUUAAAUAAGCUGCGUCUUCUGCAACAAAUGAGGCAUUCUUAAAGGGAGGGAGUAGUAUGUAAAAUCAGCUUUUUGAGCUUUACAUCAUGUUAUAAUGUUGUUCCCUCAUCUAAAACACAUCUGGAGAGUUGCUUUGUUUCUUUCAUGCAUGUUUGAGGAAUCAUUCAAUCUCCUGUGGCAGUCAUUUGGAUUGCCUAAACUCUAGCUCCCACAAUGCACCAACUAUUUCCACAAAGCUCCUUCUUGGAGCUGCAGUCCCAAAGUCGAACUUCCCCCUUACAGAGCACAACUCAGUCACAAUUUCCCCACUCUGCUCCUUCAGUCUACUGACAGCGACAAUUAGGAAUUGCUGAGCUCUGCUGAGCUCAUCAUGCGAACAGCUUCCAAUCUCCAGCGUUGCUAAACGUACUAUGGAGAAGCAUCGUUAUGAUCACGUGCUGAGGGCGGAGUGUCAGAGAGAGCAGAAGCUUCUUAAAGAGACAAACGCCCAAUUUCAAGGCGUCAAACUAUAAAGUCAAAUUUCUUUUGUUAUA